This is a messenger RNA of Schistocerca americana (American grasshopper), 5792 nucleotides long. RefSeq names its product oxidative stress-induced growth inhibitor 1-like. The transcript has 6 exons. Lineage: Eukaryota; Metazoa; Arthropoda; Insecta; Orthoptera; Acrididae. The record is from RefSeq and is a predicted model, not a curated record. Bases 328 to 1713 code for a protein of 461 amino acids.
AUCAGCUGACGCUCAUACGAACACCGACAGGAGAAUGUAGAAAAUGCGAUCGCGAUUAAUCUGCGGAGGGAUUCGAAUUGAAGGAACUGUGAUUAAAAACGAUUUAUACAUCUCAUUUCACUUCAGUGAAGAAAGUGUAUGUUGUACUUAACAGCCGAGGAUCUUAAAAGUAGUGAGGUGGACAGUUGUUUUGAAAUUUAAACUAAAUGUUUUCAUGAACGUAACAUAACUAAGAAAAUGCAGGAUAUAGUCUUAAGAAAUUAUUCGUCAGUGUCACCAGAACGAUGCCAAUUAUCGUUCGACAACCAGACUAAAGUCGUGUGAAUCAUGAAGAACAACCUGGCGCCUGAUUUCACGACGGACAACGAGAUAUACAAAGACGUAGUCAUUGUAGGAAAUGGCCCAUCGGCUAUGGCACUUUCGUUUCUACUGUCAGGAAACUUACCAUAUUACACUGGUGGAGAGCAUCCAGAUGAAAUGUUAACUGCUCGGCUGAGGGUUACGUCACUUGAUGUGACAUUGUUGGAUCAAGAUUUGGAAUUCCUGUCUCAGGGACUAGAGGGACGGUCACAAAACCCUGUUGCAGUGUUGAUGGAUAGCCUGGCUCGACCAGGAGCUGACAUUGGCUUGGAGAUUGAUCCUUUGGUACAAUACAGACGUGCACCAACAGGACGGCAGUUACCCUCUUACAUUGCACUGGGACGUGGGCCUCCAGGUGGUGUAUGGCGACGCGUUGAUGGACAAGUGCUAGCACUGUCUCCAGCUUCUUGGAUGUCAUUGCCAGGUGUUCCCCUGGAAGGGAGUGGGCGUCCUCCUGCAGGAAGGGUUGCACAGUAUCUUGCUGCAUAUCCUUCUAUAACAGGAAUCAGUGACAAUUUCCACUCAGGAGUAGAUGUAACACGCAUCUCUCCUCCUCCUGUUGCUGAAAGUUCUGACAAGCUGUGGAGGGUGGAAGCAACUGAUGGUCGUGCAGUAUUUAAUUACAAAUGCAGGACAGUGGUCCUGGCAACUGGAGCACAUGAUGUACCUAAUCAAUUGGGAGUGCCUGGUGAAGACAGCUUGCGAUGGGUUUUCCAUGAUGCCGCCUCCUUGGAGCGAGCUCUUGACUGUCCUGGUAUGAUAGGCACUGGCGUAAACCCUGUGCUUAUCGUAGGUGCAGGGUUGAGUGCUGCUGAUGCUGUCAUAGCUGCCCGCUUCCGUUCUCUUCCAGUCCUACACGUGUUUCGGAGGCGUCUUGAUGCACCGCUGUUUGAUCAUGUGCUGCCUGAGAAUGUUUAUCCUGAGUACCAUAAGGUACGUCAAAUGAUGGCUGAUGGAGGUCACUGUUACCCAAGGUACCAGGCUCUGGCAGAUGCUGCUGUAUUGGAGUUCUCUGAGGAAGGGACAGGUUCACAGGCUGUUCGAUCAGUGCUUAUUCGUGGAGCGGACGGGAAAAGAGAGCGAGUCCAAGUGUGUGCUGCUGCUAUCCUGACUGGUGCUAGGCCUAAUCUCUCAUUUAUUCCUGAAGAGCUUGUGGCACAACUUACAUGUAAUUCAGCAAAGCCAGUGGAUCCACGUCGUAAUCCAAUUGCUGUGGAUCCUUAUACUCACAAAGUGCUCCAUGCUCCUGCAGGUCUUUACGCUUUAGGACCUCUUGUCGGUGACACCUUCGUGCGAUUUGCUGCUGCUGGAGCCCAUGCUGUUGCUGCAUCUCUGCUUGGUGACCUUACGUAACCAACAUAAGGGAUGAAACUUGGUUGACUUUCUUAUUGUGCUAUGAAAACACCAACAGCUGGGUAACUUGCCAGCUACUACAGUGGCAUCUGUGGAUCGCUGUAUAUAAAUUCAACAUGUCUGUGAUAUUAUUUUAUUAAUUUCCUGUUGUGUAUAAACUGAUCCUUGAUGUGACAAUGGUAUUCUGAUCAGAUACUGAAUGAUUUUGUAAAUAUGUGUGUAGGAUAUAGUUUUUCAUAUUGUCAGUCCUAUGUUUACUGACUCUAAUAUUGAGUCCAAAAUCAGUAUAUUAAUGCAGCAAGCUGUAUUGGUGGGUGCUAUUUUUAUGUUCCAUGAUGCAUUGAUGUCUAUUUAUUUAUUUUCAUAUCAUUUUUAAAAUAUAUAAGCAGAAUUUUAUUUAUUUGUGUUGUUUUAUCAUUAUUUCACCCAAAAAAUUUAAAAGCAUGAAGAUUUUAUUUUUUAACACUGGCAGUAUUUACAGGAAAAUAAAUUACAUACAUAAAGCAGUAUUUCACUGGGGAAAUAGUAGUAGGUGAUGGGACUGUUCAUUAGACCAUUGUUGUUGUCAUUAGAGAUUUUGCAGAAAGAAUUAAACAUUUCAGUGGGGAAAAAGAUCUUUGCUAGUAAUGACAUUACUUUUAUACCACACUCUAGCACUACAUUAAAUAUUAAACUUGUUUCACAUCCUCAAAGUUCGGUCAGACUCUGACUGAUUAAAUUUGGUUUCGCACUAACACCCAAACCUCCAGGUGUCAGACACUCAGUUUGGUACUAGACAUGUAUGUAGAUAGACUAUCAACCAAAACACUGAUUUAGUUCGUGCUAUGUGCUGUCAUCCAGUAGAAAAUGUGUAAAUAGUAAUUAAAAGUAGCACCACAACUGCAGAACAUCGGAAAAGCAUAUUAGUGAGAGAUGAUCUUGUAGCUCUCGUGUGAGUGAGUUUGUAGUGUGUCAGGUUAUCGUGUCAAAGAUUCUGCAUUGAAAUUCCACAGAUGACAAUUUGUUUCAACUGUUUAUAUAUGAAACGGUUGUAGGGGAGAACAUUUUCCUGACAUGUGAAAGGACUUUUCGGAGUUUGUAGCAAUGUUCAUUUGGUAGUCUGCUUUCACUUCUUUUGUUGAAAGUAGCAAACCUAGAGAGUACAUUUGGGUGUGGUCUUCUGUCGGACGUGCGACUGAACAGAUAACAUUUGUGAUAAACCAGCUAUUGUAUUUGUAGUGUCAUAUAAUAAACAUAAACUAUCGGAACACUAGAACAAAGAAACAAUUGCGUCACACUUGUGGAAGUAUUAAUAGCCCCAUAUAACACUUUUGCGCAUAAUACAGUAAAAAAAUUGUCACUAUUGGGGUAUAAACUUAGGAGCACUGGUAUGACGAUUUAACAUUCUACCUACUUUUACACAGGAGCUGUACAUACUAGUUCCUCACAGUUAUGCUUUUCCUGUGCCCCUUAGUUCUUUUAAUUAACGUUUACGCCCGUUCUGCUGGUCAACAGCACAUAGUAUGACCUAAAUCAGUUUUGGUUGAUACUCUAUCGACAUACAGUGUUUGGUUCCAAUCUUAGUGUCUGACAUCUGUAGGUUUGAGUGUAAGCAAAACAAAGGGCUUAAUGUCAGUCAUUCAUAAGCAAAAUUGAAAUUAAGUGCCCCAUAUAUUUGGCAUAUGUGAUGUAAACAGAUUGUCCACACUUGAGCAUACUGACAUUGCGGUUAAUGCUAGUGAUCUGUGUUACUGCUGUGGAAAUAAUGUUUAAAUAUUGCUUCAGAUAACAAUCUGUGGAAAUAAAAAGCCCUGUGGCUGUGGGUGGUAGACCCCAACCAUAACAUCAAAAUUUUGUCGAGAUAUUGUUAAAUCCCUGUCCUCUAUUGUGCAGGGUCUGACACAACUGUUGAAAAGCAGUAUAACUAGCUUGUACUCCCUAAAUUGUGUUGUUACUGUUAGUGGGGAUGAAUGUUAUUAAGACGUUUACUAUAAUCUUAAGCCUAAAUGUCUUCUCUGUUUAGAAAUUUUGGCACCAGUAGAUUCCCAGAUUUAUUUAGUUACUUGGACAUUCAAUGAUAUUGACCAUACAGUCAUCGAUGUAAUUUAUUUUUGUUAUGAAAUCUUGUAUAACAACAUUUUCUUUUCAUGCUUCUGUUAUAGUUUCCUUAAAUUAAACUUACAACAUUGGUAUGAAAAUUUAGCUAGUAUUUUAUGCACUAUCAUAUCAUUCUUGAAAAGUAAUUUGUUGACAGUUGUUGGCCAGAUUUUACUAAAACAUUAAACCUUUCUGGCAAUUGAUCUACCACAUAUUGUUACUGUGUAGCUGAUCAGUGCUUCUGGUGAAAAUUGCAUGACUCUUGCCUGAAUGUGCAUUCAUUACUGUCACUCCAGUUGUUUCACAUAAAGACCUCUGACUGGGACUGUAACAGUUCCUUCAAAGUCCAUCACUUGCACUUAAUGUUUAUGGUGGUUCCAGCUUCCCUAACAUCAACAGCACAGUGAGUGGGAGCAAGAGCCCCAUGAAAGAUAAAUUUUCUCUAAAUUGCCAGUCAUUCUGUUUCUUCAUUCCUUUAAAGAUGUCUUAAUUGCUAUGGUAUGACACCCAUUUCACUUUUUGACACAUGCUGAUAAGUGCCCAUUGAAUAUGUUUUCCCAGAGCCUGUCUGGCCAUAUGCUAUUAUUGUCACAUUACUCUAUUCUUCAGAAUAGAGUUAAAAGAUACUGUUUGAGAUGAGAUGAUUCAGGGCAAAACAUGGAGUUACACGUAUAUCUCUGUACUACUAAGCUGAAGGAACUGUCCCCAAAAAUGUUUGACAACCUCUUUCACUUUCUGAAGAAACUAGAGACUGUAUCUGUAGAGCUACUACAAUACAUCUGCACAAAGAAUCACAGUAAAUAGUCUUUGCGGUUUAGAUGUCUCCUCUGUCAAUCUACCUCACAAUGCCAUAGCUACUUCAUGACAUACGAUGGCGGUUUAAUACACACAAAAUGGAGUGGGGAGCAGAUGCUUACAUUCUUGUGUACGUACAUAAAGGGAGAUAGAGGAAAUAUAUUUUGCUGCAAGCAGUUUAUUUGAUGACAGUAUCAAGGACAUUGUGGCUAUAUAGAAAGAUACAUACACAGAUUCCAACCAGUUUUGGGAAAAUAAAUAGUUGGUAUUUAACACGUUGACUGCCAGGAGGCCGCUGGUGCCCACAGCAGAGCCUACAUCUGAUGCCGUUUACCAGGCAGCAGCCACAGCAGAACCUCACAUCUGACAUCCUGGCCAGAUGGUGAAACAGUCAACACUGGUGGAUGUGUGGCAGUCAAUGUGUUUAAGUGAGAAACCACUUGUGUUUUCAGUCGACUUCUAUAGAGAAUGAAUAUAUGAUCCAGAGAAAGAAUUGAGAUUAUUAUUUAUUUGACAAAUGAUAAAAGAUUCCCUUUCCUUAAAACCUGCUUAAUGCAGUAGUUUAAAUUUAAUACGUCUUGUAAUAUGAAAAUGCUGAUGAGAGAGGAAAAAAUUACAGUGGUGCUAUGUAUGUCUUCCAACUAACAUUUGAGAAAGUUAAAUGAAGCACAGUUUUCAUGUAUGUCCUCUUAACUUUUUAUUUAGACAAAGUAAAGUUUCAUUUGAUGUUUUGCAAGUUACAUAAUUUUCUAAAUUGUCAGUUUCAUAAUACUAACCUGUUGCAGAAAUAGAGUAGGUGUUGUACUGAAAUUAAAUGUACCUUGUAUUUCAACGUUGUUUAAUAUAGAAUAGUAGUAAGUAACUAUGAGCAGAACUUGAAAGUGGGCAACUAAUCUUAAUUGCAAUACUCUACCUGUUGCUGCUGCUUUUAUUUUGAGACUGAUUAUUUGUAUUCAUAAAAAUGUUAAUUGAGCUGUUACUGUCUAUAAAAAAAAAGACAAUACUGAAAUGAAAAUGCACAAUAUAUAAUUGCUAGGAAUAUGAAGCUGCUUUUUUUUGUCGGAAACAGCAAAUAUACCAGUAAGCAAGGUUCCACGAUCUAUUCAGUACCCUAAUCAUGGGCACAGAAUGAGUAAAGCUUAACCUUUGAGCAGGUGCACCUAUGUAUAAAGUGCGCCAAUCACAAUAAACAUUGUCUUGUACCAUUC